Molecule: messenger RNA, 1645 nt
Organism: Bolinopsis microptera
Lineage: Eukaryota; Metazoa; Ctenophora; Tentaculata; Lobata; Bolinopsidae
Exons: 12
Coding region: 11-1417 (468 amino acids)
Source: RefSeq, a predicted model, not a curated record
AACUCAAACAAUGCUGGUUUGCCUGCCACAAGAUCACCCAAAACUCCGCCCGCUACACAGGCCCAAAGGUCCUCUUGAAGAUAAGCGGAUUCACUCACCACCCUUCCAAAGAUUAGACUCUGUCGCGCUUGGGAUACCAAGCAUGAAGAAACAAGACGUUAUGGAAUUCAUAAACAAGCAGAAAACAUCUCCUUGUAAGAAACAAGACGUUAUGGGACACUUGGCAAAAGAUAAAUAUUUGCAUGACAAAUCAAUCGAAGAAGUGUCGAUAAAGAUAGAAGAGGAAAAACUCAGAUCAGAAAAUUUGAAGUGGAGAAAGAAAAUAAGGAAGAGAGAUGGUCGGCUGGUAUGGGGAACAGAAGCAAUUAAGCUAGAGAAUUACCCAGUAAUGGUGACAAAAGUGUUUGAAAUGCGUUGUAGACACAACGGGGGAUCGAAACCAAAUAAACCAAAUAAACUGGUCCCCAAGGCCAAGAGACAAAGACGCAGGUUUAAGCCGCUCCUACUUUGUACAGACUGUCCAUGUUUGAUAAAGCUUUCGGAGUACAAAUUGUAUUAUGAAUAUCAGUGCUGCUUACAGGGAAAUGAAUCUGAGCAAAGGUUUUUAAUGGAAUCGCUGAAAAAUAACAUCAAGGCUGCUAAAUUCCAAUUAGUGACUAUCAUCGAAAGAGUGGAGGAGGCGCAUAAUCAUCCGUUAAAUUAUAGGGAAGAUAGUGUUGUCACUUCCGAAAACCACCAAAACUCUGAGCACACUCGGACGUCUACCUGCAUCUUUCGUCCUGACCGCCCGUGGGUGACUACUGCAGAGAAAGACAUAAAACCGGUCACUAAGGAUAAAGCAAGAUCUUUAAAUGCCGAAAAAAUACGAAACAUCCUGAAAAAAGACGAAGAAGCUGGGUGGGACAGAAAUGUGCCAGAUAUGACAAGAUUAAUAGAAGAGCUGAGGAUUGAAGAUCCAGGCGGGUACUAUAUUAUUAGGAGCGGAGAUGGGGACCAUGGAAACUCCAUGCUCAUUUUACAGACGAGCUUCAUGUGCCAAAUGCAGAGGAAAUACGUCAAGAACUUGUGUGUUUAUUGUGACUCAACGCACAAGGUCGCAGUUAACGAGAAUGUUUCAUUGUAUGUUUUAGCUCUGAAAACAAAUACCGGGUUUCAGACGAUCGCGAUUGCUUUUACGAUUAACGAGGAGGUGGAAACUGUUCAAGACUACCUCGAGAAGAACAUUCGUAUCAACCCAAAGUGGAAACUUCUUUCCAGCUCUACAGAUUACUGUAAUGGUGGGGUAAGAGCUUUCGAGAGGGCUUUUGGGUGCAUGCAACACAAAGAUCGUGGAGAGGUGUUCAGUGGAGUAAAACAUCGAUCUUGCCUGCUGCGCAUUGCCAGGGCUAUACAGGAGUGGAUUAAAGAAGAAACGUGACGACGAGAAUGAAGUAUAGUACAAUGUAGAUAUUGUAUUCUCGGUAGUAUAUAAUUAGUAAUUUUUAACAAUUGUUUGUUUAAUUCUGAUCUAUUCAGAAAUUUUGAUGUUUAUCAUAAAUUUUACACACAGUGACUUUUUACUCUUUUAAAAUAUAAUGCCUUUUAGUUUUCUAUGAGUAGGUAUUUUCAAUGUUGGCAUAUGAUGAUUGUUGAAUGCUUUUUUCUC